AUGGGCAAAAUUACCAUCUUCGGCGCCGGCAUUGUCGGCCUCGCCACCGCCGCUAUCCUAACAGACAACGACCCCUCCAAACACGAAAUCACCAUUGUAGCCCGUGACUUCCCCGGCGAUGCUCCCUCCCAGGACUGGGCCAGCCCCUGGGCCUGUGCCGGCUGGGUCGCCCUCGGCGGCUCCAUCCCCGAGCAAAAGAUGCAGCUCGCCGCGCUGGCCUACCUGCGCACGCUGGCGGCCGAGCACCCGGAGUCGUCGGUGCGGCAGGUCAAGCUGACCGACGUCUUUGGCGGCGGCGGCGGUAUCAAGGCCAGCGACACGGGCCCGGCCGGGUUGUGGUACAACGGGCGCGUGCCCGGAUUUGAGGUGCUUGAGGAAGGCGGUGAUGGGGUGGAGGCGCGGGUGAGGUUUGCGAGUGUUGUGUUGACCCCCGCUGUGUUUUUGGGGUGGUUGCGGAAGCGGUUGGUGGAGAGAGGAGUGAAGUUUGAGAGGAUUGGGGAGAUUAAAGCGUUGGGGGAGCUGGCGCAUCUUGGGCAUGAUGUCCUGGUUAAUGCGUCGGGCGGGGCGAGUCGGGGGUUGGAGGAUGUGCGGGACGCGAUGGUGGUGACGGAUCGGACGUAUGUCACGGUGGUCAAGUCGGACUUUCAGGAGGCGUUUGUGCACCGCGGAAGCGGGGUCUACACGUAUAUCUUUGGUCGUGGGGAUGGGACUGCCGUGGUUGGGGGCGUUUCGGAGCCGGCUUCUGACCCGGUCAAGCCGUGGGGGGAGGUGCAUGAAGAUAUCUUGGGUCGGGCGCACGCGCAUCUGCGAGAGCACUUCCCCUCUCCCAAGGCCGCUGACUACCAGAUUGUGGACAACUCGGUGGGAAUACGCCCCUUGAGACCGGCAGGCGUUCGGUUUGAAAAGCAGGAAAUUCACGGCCAGAAGGUUGUCCAUGCGUAUGGCACCACCAUUGGCGGCUACAUUCACAGCUUUGGUCUCGGGCAGGAAGUGGCCCAGCUGGUGGAGGAGCAUUUCUGA
Messenger RNA from Chaetomium globosum CBS 148.51, 1020 nucleotides. RefSeq lists its product as uncharacterized. Gene Ontology annotation, molecular function: D-amino-acid oxidase activity; FAD binding. NCBI's taxonomy places the organism in Eukaryota, Fungi, Ascomycota, Sordariomycetes, Sordariales, Chaetomiaceae. The transcript has 4 exons. The record is from RefSeq and is a predicted model, not a curated record. Bases 1 to 1020 code for a protein of 339 amino acids.